AUGGUGACCUCCAACGAUGCGGUGAGGAGGUUCCUGCAGGAAAGCCUGGCCACGGAUCGCCAGGGCGGAAAACUUCUGAAGAAGAUCGGCAGCAACGGGCACUGUGGCACCCAGGGCACCGCCGAACGCGUGCGGCGCAUCUACGCCAUGCCAGCGGAUCUGCCUGCGGCCUGCGCGUCGACGAACGCCUUUCCGGAACGUGUCAAGGAGCCAAGGCUACCGCCCAAGGGACCUUUGACUAACUUGAGAGGCUCGAGUAGUGCGCCAAACUUGAAGUUCCAGCGCUUCGACACCUCGCGAACAAAGCUCAACUUGAAGCACAACCGGCUCUUCGAAGUUCCGUUUCCGCAGCUCCUCUUUCAACGCCAUGCUCCGAUUGAACGCGAAUGCGCCUGA
Molecule: messenger RNA, 396 nt
Organism: Cladocopium goreaui
Lineage: Eukaryota; Dinophyceae; Suessiales; Symbiodiniaceae
Source: the annotation of a GenBank genome assembly